Messenger RNA from Striga asiatica, 714 nucleotides. The record is from the annotation of a GenBank genome assembly. Lineage: Eukaryota; Viridiplantae; Streptophyta; Magnoliopsida; Lamiales; Orobanchaceae.
AUGUUCGACGGAUUUCCAGAGCUUUCCCGCGUUUUCAACGCUCGAAUGAUCAUCAAUAUUGCGGCCGCUGCCAAUGACGUCCUCUUGGAGCCUGAGAGCUUCGGCCUCUUUUCGAAACACCUCCUCGAAAUCGACAUCAUCCUCACCGAGCUCCAGUCCUGCCACCUCAGCGACUCUCCCAUCGCCCGCCUAGCCUUUGAGUCCCUCAAGUUUGACGUCAAGAAAGUUGAUGCCAUCAUCGACAAACAAGUACAAAAACUGGGUGCGCUUCUACCUCCUCCUCUAGUUUGGUUCGAGACGUCAGCCACGAAAUCAGAAUCUCUUUCUAAGUUGUCUCCAUUGUCAGCGUUGAGACCCUCUCGGGAAUCUCCAGCCGCUAUCAAAAGGCUUCAAGAUGAGAUGCACCGGGCCCAACACGAGGUCUCAUGCUCUCGUGUCGAGAUCGUAGAUAAACUGAAGCAAGGCCUCACGAUCGACCUAGAUUUCACGAACGAUAUGCUGAAGAAGAUUGCGCGGGCCUAUGUGCGAGUGGUUGACAAAUGUCAAUGUCAUCUGUGGAUGAUAAUAAACCUGCAAGUAAGAAUUCCUAUAGAAUUUCAACUCCGUUGGCAAUACUCUGUGUACUUGGGUGUUUUAGAUGUUGGAUUUUCAAUUUUCACUGUGGCAAAGGAAGAAGAGAGAGGCACAACACGUUUGCCUUCUGUAACUCUUUAG